AUGUGCGGCCUCCCCCCCCCGCCGGAAUCCACGGGCCCGCCAGCUCCCACGGCCUCCAAAGCUCGAAUCCGGCGACGGCGGAGGCGGUGGGUCGCAGCGUCCUUGGUCGACACCUCGCGGGUUGCCAGCGACGAGAUGAGGGAGUCCUUGUCCAUCAUUGCUAACAGACCAAGAUGGUGGUGGAGAGCGGCGCUGCCACCGGACGACGGUUGUUGUCGCUCGUCCACGAACCUCACCCCAUCGCCGCGCGUGCGGCCGUUUACCGUUGUCUCCUCUCGUCCCAACUCCUUGACGGCUCGUUUCGAAAGCGGCGGGUGCGGAGGAGCGGGAGCGACGGCGCUGGCGGGCUGCGGCGGCGGCGGCGGCGGCGGCAGGCCCUGCAGCGAACGAAGCGGUGUGGCUGGGGCUGAUGAUGGCGCGACGGAGAUCGGCGACGGGGUUGAAGAUCCUGUGAAGAUUGGCGAGGAAGAAGGCGGCGGCGGUGCGGUGGUCGCCGGUGCUGGCGAGGUGUACGUGUACGUCCUUGCCGACCUGGGCGGCGGCGGUGUGGCAGCGGCCGGCGGAACGGCGGCGGCCGGCGAGGGGGCCGCAGUGACCGAAACCCCCCCUCCCGAUGCCCGGCACCGGCGUCGGCGUUGCUGCUCUCGGGUUGACCCACGCGACGUUGUUGGUGAGGGCGAGGCGCCCGGUGUCAGCGCGAAGAACGACGGCGGUGGACGUCGAGUGGUUGUUGGCGCCGUGCAGGUAGAAGCACCGCGCAGAUUGGACGUCCGCCUUGGUGGCCCGCUUCACGCGCAUCAUCCCUUCCUGGAAAAAAGGGACGACGGUGAGGGGCGGCUUCCGGCCGAAGAACGCCUCGCACGGCGACAUCCAGCCCCGGUUGGCCUUCGUCGCGGAGCGAUUAAAGCAGGCGGAUGCCCACAGCGCCGAAGCGAGCUACAGGCGAUGUCCGUUGACGCCGACGUUGGGGAUGGAGGAGAGGUCGACGUGGCCGAUGGCGAGGGUGUGGCGGCGCGCGGCGUGGCCCCCCUUCACGGCGCGCCAAAUGGCGCUCUCAACCACCGCGUUUUGCUUGGGGGUGUCGGGGGCGGUGUACUCGCGUCGAAUGCCAGCAGCGUCGCAGAACGAGGUGAACGCGGAGCCGGUGAACUCGCCGCCGUUGUCCAUGCGGAAACACCCUGGAGUGCCCAUGCCGUUCAUGUCGGCGAGGAAGGGCAGAACGUACUUCAGGGUGUCGCUCUUGGCCCGCAUUCCGUACCCCCGUUGCCACCGCGACGCGCUGUCCACGAACAUGAUCAGGUGCCGGGAGCGUCCAGCGCGUCAGAGAACGGGCCCGUGAGGUCGAUGUGAGCUUUGCCGAACGGUACCGCCGCGCGGGUGCCACGCCGCGACACCGGGGCCCGCCUGCCCUUCGCUUCCACGCAGCCCACACACGGCUGCAUCUCCCUCACCAGUCGUACACCCUGCUGGUUGGCUGUCUCACGCAUCAGAAAUUCGUUGACAUGGCCGGUGGAGGCAUGAAACAAAUUAAUGUCG
Ectocarpus sp. CCAP 1310/34 is the source of this 1536-nucleotide messenger RNA. Lineage: Eukaryota; Phaeophyceae; Ectocarpales; Ectocarpaceae. The record is from the annotation of a GenBank genome assembly.